AUGUUGUCCAAAAUUAACAGUGGCAGGUCAACCCUCAAGAAAUGGGUCUUGGAGCAACAUGAAAAAGGAGGAGAAGACGAGGGAGGAAAGGUGGAACAAGAGAGAAUGAGAAAUCAGAGGAGAGAGACAGAGCUGCUGCAGAGGUGAAAAGAGUAACGCUUGGGAGAGGUGAGCGGCAGGAGAGAGAUAAAGGAAGAGGUAAAACAUGCAAAAGAGUUAAAAGAAAGAGAGCAAAUCACUUUUAAUUUGACAGCCAAUUCAGCGGGGAUCCGGGGAGAAGUAAAGUCCGCUGAUUGCGUUUGCCACUGGAAUUUUUUAUUCUCUCAGAGAGAGGAUGGGAGGAAAACAGCCCGGGGGUAAGGAGUCUCAGCAGAGAGGAGAACAAGAGGUCAGCAAGGCAGAAAAGGAUGAUCAGACAAAGCACACAGAUGAGGAGAGACAGGGAACUCCAAAGCAGUUUCUACUGUAA
Xyrichtys novacula (pearly razorfish) is the source of this 469-nucleotide messenger RNA. The record is from the annotation of a GenBank genome assembly. NCBI's taxonomy places the organism in Eukaryota, Metazoa, Chordata, Actinopteri, Labriformes, Labridae.